AUGAAAAUGUAUGAUAUUUAUUUAAAUUUUUUUACUCUUCUUCAGAUUAAAUCAUCAAAUUAUUUAUUGUAAAAGAAAAUUAAAUUUUACUUUAGAGCAACAUAUAAUCACUUCUUUCUGGAGAAAAUUCUUUAGAAAAAAAACUAUUGGAGGAGGUCUCAUUGUAUGUUAAAAUAAGUUGAGAUAAAACUACAAGAAUUCAAAUGUAAAAGAAAAUAUAAGAAGGGUCAUUACAUUUAUAAUUUUCCAGGUUAAAUUUAUGAGAUUUAUUAACCAUCUUCUCAUAUACUCUAAUAUGCGGAUUUUGAAUAUUUAUCUUAAGUUGAGUGCAAUAAUACGACUAUUUCUGAAAUAUCAAAUCAAGUUAUUUUUGGUUAGAUUAAAAAUUUUAUAUUUCCGAAAACAUCAUCAUUGAUUCAUUUUUAUUGGCUGGUUGGAUUAGAAUUAAAAAUAUACAUCAAGUUGAUAAUAAGUUUACAUAUCAAUUUUUUAAAAUAAGCAAAAAAACUUAAUUUGAACAAUUCUCAAAUCCUAACUGUACUCCAAUUUAAUUACCCUUUAAAAUAUCUCCAAAUACUAAUAAAAUAAUACUAACUCCUACAAUUAUCCAUCUAUUACUUUAGAUUUUACUAAUAUAGAAAAUGUACUCAAUUCCUAAGCUUUAAGAAGGUUGUUUAUAAGGAAAUUAGAAAAAAGAUAAAUAUAAUGUUUUUAGUGUUAAUAUUUUAUGAUAAUUGA
Paramecium pentaurelia is the source of this 738-nucleotide messenger RNA. The record is from the annotation of a GenBank genome assembly. NCBI's taxonomy places the organism in Eukaryota, Ciliophora, Oligohymenophorea, Peniculida, Parameciidae.